ACGUGGUCUUGUAAUGCGACCGCAGAGCUGAAGAUUAUAUCACAAAAGGAAGGCAUCGAUAAUAUAACUCGAAAAAUUCAACACAUAUUUUACAGCAAAGAAAAUGAUUGGGGUUUCAGUCACUUCCUGGGAUGGAAUGAUAUACUCGAUCCCGAAAAGGGUCACAUCAAAGAGGACGCCAUUAUUUUGGAGGUCUGGGUCUCAGCGGACGCGCCACACGGAGUCAGGUCUGUCAUCGGGUGUCACUUGUGCGCCAUCGACUGGCGUUGGGACAGUAAGAAGCACACGGGUUUCGUGGGCCUCAAGAAUCAGGGCGCCACGUGUUAUAUGAAUUCACUGCUGCAGACGCUCUUCUUCACGAAC
Molecule: messenger RNA, 363 nt
Organism: Oppiella nova
Lineage: Eukaryota; Metazoa; Arthropoda; Arachnida; Sarcoptiformes; Oppiidae
Source: the annotation of a GenBank genome assembly